Cylindrotheca closterium is the source of this 492-nucleotide messenger RNA. Lineage: Eukaryota; Bacillariophyta; Bacillariophyceae; Bacillariales; Bacillariaceae. The record is from the annotation of a GenBank genome assembly.
AUGCGGAUUUCUUUACAAAAUCCGUUCUCCUUUUUUGGUAUUGAUGAGUUUGAGGGCAAACCGGACGACAACCAUUUCUUUUCAGGCGAAAUGUCCAAUCUACGGCUACGCUUGGAGCAUCCCUUGGUGGGCUUUUGGUUAAUUUGCUCCGAGUUGUUUGACUAUUCUUGGAUUAAUGAGUUUUUGUUGGAGUAUUACGACGACCCGCCAUCCGCAAUUGUCGACGCAAUCAAACAAACAAGAAGUGGCAAGUCUAUCAGCAAAGCUCCAAAUCAAGAAUCCGUGAAGGAACCGGAUCCGCCUCCUAUUCAAAAAAUAUACGAUCCGAUGUAUUCCAUUGACGAACCAGGCACGGAUGUUCAACGCGAUUCUGCCAGCUCCCCAGGGGACCAGGUGCAAAACUCAAAUCGCUUUGCACUUCUCCAAAGUGACGAUAACUUGUUUGACGGUAGUGGAAUUCAAGAAUUCGACGAGGUUGAAGUGGUGGCUUAA